UAAACGCAGGGUCCUUCCAUAAAAGUCCGCCGCGAAGUCGUGCAGCAGCCACGCCUCGACCGUCUUGCGCUCGAGGUCGCCGAAGUGCCUGCGUCCGAGCGGCGCGUCGACGGCGUACGCCGCGCGAAGGGUCGAAAGCGACGGACGUGCAUGCGAGCGGCGCGUCGACGGCGUACGCGUGGCCCCAAACGCCAUCGCCCCGACGCGAGUGACGGGACACCGCCGGCGCACGGGUUCCAGCCCACGCUCACGGCCGCCUUGUAGACGCCACUAUCAGGGCCGUCCGCGACUUGGGCCCACGCCGCAUAAAUGCCCGUGUCGUGCGUGUCCACGAAGGUCCGAAUACGGGCCGCGGCCGGCGUUUUCGCGCCGUCGGUCCAGUCGAUUUCCAAGUUCGCCGUCGGAAAGCCGAGCUGCGCGCUGCCUCGUCCGAAGCCGUGGACGACGGCGCCCGUCAGCGCUUCGGGCGUCCCUAGCCGGCGGAGGGUCCGCGCGACCUGCUGGGCCAUCGGAUGGCUGGCUUGGCUGCCGGCUGCACGACGGCGUACGUAUCGCAGCGAUCCUGGCACUGGCGCACUGGAUCGAUGUCUCGUUCUGAGCGUGGUAACGAUCAGUAUCGGUUAGUUGGCAGCCUUUUUUUUUAGCCCAAAAACUUGCGCUGCGCUAGUGUGUUACAGGUCGCUAGCAACGCACUCCGGCGUUUUUGCGCAGGUGAGCAAAACAGGGUGCAACGCGGGACCGCGAGCGAUCAAUUUCUUAGUCAGCGACGCAGUAGCGCAACAGUGUAACCCAGCAGUGCAGCUAGCGUAGCACCAGAGAGCAGUGGUGCACACAGAGAGUGCAAAGAGUGCAACAGCACCAGAGAGCAGUGGUGCACAGCAACUAGCACGCACAGCAAAAGGACAAAAUGCGCAGCAAAGCUCUGCUGCUACUAACAACAGCAACGGCGAUUCGGCCGACGACGCGCCGCGCCGCGCUGGGCGCCAUCACCACCGUCCCGACGGCAGCCGUAGCCUACGACGCGGCAAACUACGACCGCUACGCGGGCUCCUACGACGACCUCGACGGCGGCCAGGCCGCCAAGGCGCUCGGCAUCGCCGCCGCGCGCCGGAACCUCGCGGCGCGGUGCGCGGGCCGCGUGCUCGAGGUCGGCGCGGGCACGGGCCUCCAAGCGCCCUUCUACGCCGCCAAUAGAGACAUCACGGAGGUGACCUUCGUCGACGCGUCGCGCGGCAUGCUCGACGGGCUCCGCGCCAAGCUAUCGAACGCGCCGCUUCCGUUCAAAACGGAGGUCGUCGAGGCCGACGCGGCGCGGCUCCCGCUGUCGACGGGCGCCUACGAUUGCGUCGUGGACACGUUCGGCCUCUGCGUCUACGACGCGCCCGUCGCGGUGCUCCGCGAGCUCGGCCGCGUCGUCAAGCCCGCGGGCCGCAUUUUGCUAUUGGAGAACGCGCGGCCGUCCAACGCGCUCCUCGGCGCGUACGUCGACGCGACGGCCGGCGCCGUGGCGAAGUACGGCGGCAAGGGCUGCCGCUACGACCAGGACGUCGAGGCGCUCGCGCGCGCGGCGGGGCUGAGGGUUGUGCGGUCCGAGAGGUUUGGCGGUGGUUUUUUCGGGAGCUUCGAGCUCGCGCCGGCGCCGCGCUGAGUAAUUCCCAUAAAAAACAGGAGAAGACGA
Messenger RNA from Pelagomonas calceolata, 1678 nucleotides. Lineage: Eukaryota; Pelagophyceae; Pelagomonadales; Pelagomonadaceae. The record is from the annotation of a GenBank genome assembly.